AUGUCAUGGUUGAUGCUGAUGAGCGUCGUGAGGGAGGAGGUCUGGCGGUGGUGCGUCGUGGUUGAUGCUGCGAGUAUCGUGGUGGAGGGUCCAUUUUGCAAUUCGGCCAGUCUCCAAAGAACAUCACGUCCUUCAUCUGCCGUCGCUGCUCUCUAUUGUCGCCUCAUCAUGCAGCAGUAG
This is a messenger RNA of Purpureocillium lilacinum, 180 nucleotides long. NCBI's taxonomy places the organism in Eukaryota, Fungi, Ascomycota, Sordariomycetes, Hypocreales, Ophiocordycipitaceae. The record is from RefSeq and is a predicted model, not a curated record.